Messenger RNA from Lachancea lanzarotensis, 2064 nucleotides. It is a transcript of the gene GUT1, whose product is annotated as LALA0S01e13960g1_1. The transcript has a single exon. The record is from RefSeq and is a predicted model, not a curated record. Bases 1 to 2064 code for a protein of 687 amino acids. Lineage: Eukaryota; Fungi; Ascomycota; Saccharomycetes; Saccharomycetales; Saccharomycetaceae. Gene Ontology annotation, cellular component: mitochondrion. Gene Ontology annotation, molecular function: glycerol kinase activity. Gene Ontology annotation, biological process: triglyceride metabolic process; glycerol-3-phosphate biosynthetic process; glycerol metabolic process.
AUGCCGUCUGGAAGCUUGCAAUCCGCAGAGCCGGAAGACGUGCCAUUGGUAGCAUCCAUUGACGUAGGGACCACGUCAUCGAGAGUGAUUUUAUUCAAUAUUCAGGGCCAGGAAGUGUCGAAACACCAAAUUGAAUAUUCUACCUCUGCUUCAAAGGAGCGUUUCGCGUCUGUGGGUGCCAGACGGUUUUCCGUGGACUCCUCCACGGCUGCAGGUACGGCUAUGUCAAACGGCAGUCCCAAGAGUACAGCUGGUUCUUCCACCGUCUCACAGCCCAUUUUUUCGGCGGAAGGUAUCGCUAUUGAGGCCACGGAAUAUCUGGAGAUUGAAGAUUUCGACAGACCCUCCAGACCAACCCUUAGUUUCCCGCAGCCCGGUUGGGUCGAAUGUGAUCCGCUUGGAAUCCUAGCCCAUGUUCUUCAAUGCUUUGCUGCAAACCUCAUUUCCAUGGACAGUGUGAAUGGUGACAGGGUUUCCGCAAAUUUGCCCCCUUACCGUAUCCAGUGUAUCGGUAUUGCAAAUAUGCGUGAGACCACUUUAGUGUGGUCCAAAAAGACAGGAGCACCUAUUGUUGACUAUGGUAUAGUCUGGAAUGAUACGCGGAACAGCGGCAUCGUCACAGAAAAACGCAACAGCACGCCACAAGAGCUGCAAGAUCAUCUCAGAGCCAAGACUGGACUGCCUUUAUACUCGACUUAUUUUUCGUGUUCCAAGUUACGCUGGCUACUUGAUAAUGAACCUAAAGUUCGCGAUGCCUAUGAGGCUGGAGAUCUCAUGUUCGGAACGGUUGAUACGUGGCUAAUAUAUCAUCUUACCACAAACCACGCCUUUGUCUCAGACAUCACCAAUGCGUCCCGUACUGGAUUUAUGAACUUGGAUACUUUGGAUUACGACGACGAGUUAUUGAAAUAUUGGGACAUAUCCCGCGACAAGAUCCAUAUGCCAAAAAUUGUUUCGUCGUCUGAGUACUAUGGCGAUUUUUCGGUACCGGAGUGUGUCAAAUCCAAGCUCACCUCUGUGGCCUGGUCCCUUUUGUGUGACUUUAUGGAAAGAACGCCUGCGGUGCCAAUUCAGGGUUGUCUUGGCGACCAAAGUGCAUCCUUAGUUGGACAGCUAGCCUUUAAACCUGGUGCCGCUAAAUGUACCUACGGUACAGGUUGUUUUUUACUAUACAACACGGGAAAGAAAAAGCUGAUUUCAUCGCAUGGUGCUUUGACUACGUUUGGCUACUGGUUCCCCCAUUUAGAAGACGAAGAGCAUGCCCAGCCCCAUUUUGCCCUUGAAGGUUCGGUGGCCGUAGCAGGUGCCGUGGUACAAUGGCUUCGUGAUAACUUGCGUUUGAUACCAAAGGCAGAGGAUAUCGGUCCUCUAGCUUCAAGGGUAAGCGACAGUGGUGGCGUGGUCUUUGUGCCCGCUUUUUCGGGGCUUUUCGCCCCAUAUUGGGAUGCCAGCGCAAGAGCUACGAUUAUGGGGAUGUCACAACAUACCACCUCGUCACAUCUCGCCCGUGCUGCAGUGGAAGGUGUAUGUUUCCAAGCGAGAGCUAUUCUCAAAGCCAUGAGCUCGGAUGCUGCCGGAGAAGGUGCUAAAGACAGAGAUUUCUUGGAAGAUGUUGUGGACGGAACAUACGAAAAGGCGCCGUUGUCGGUACUAGCUGUAGAUGGUGGAAUGUCCAAGUCUAAAGAGGUUAUGCAAAUCCAAGCGGACAUUUUGGGUCCCUGUGUUAAAGUAAGAACGUCUGCGAGCUCCGAGUGUACCGCGCUCGGUGCCGGUAUUGCUGCCGCCCUUGCUUACGAAAAGCGUGAGGAUCGCAGACUGUGGAAAGACCUCAAAGACGUCAAGAGGUGGAUAAUGUAUGGCGGCGAAGAGUCUGCCGGCAAGAUCAAAGAGACCGGGGGGUCGUCACAAUCAAGAACCUUCAGAUCUCAGUCCGAGGACAACGACAGAAGACGGAAGUGGAAGUUGUGGGAGGCUGCAAUUGAGAGAUGUAGAGGCUGGGCGGAUAUCAUGAACGAUGGGAUGGGUACGAUGCAGAAUGGUACCGCUGCUGCUAAGAACGUGUAG